Molecule: messenger RNA, 8909 nt
Organism: Pimephales promelas (fathead minnow)
Lineage: Eukaryota; Metazoa; Chordata; Actinopteri; Cypriniformes; Leuciscidae
Gene: cux1a
Product: cut like homeobox 1a
Biological process (GO): regulation of transcription by RNA polymerase II
Cellular component (GO): nucleus
Molecular function (GO): RNA polymerase II transcription regulatory region sequence-specific DNA binding; DNA-binding transcription factor activity, RNA polymerase II-specific
Source: RefSeq, a predicted model, not a curated record
CUAGAAGUUUAUGAAGUUAGCAAACUCAAAGUUCAGCUUCAGUAGUUAAGUUUAAAUCGAAGACGGAAUUGCCUGCGAAACCUGCGCCAGACAGGAACAAUUAAACACAAAACAAUAAACAAACACGAACGGAUGAAGGAUUUUGUGAAAUAUAACGUUAGAUGUGGGACACUAGACAAGAAGAAAGAACUGGAUGCCACCGCCACAGCCCUGGCCAACAGACAGGAUGAAAGCGAGCAGUCCAGGAAAAAACUCAUCGACCAAAGCCGCGAGUUCAAGAAGAAUACUCCAGAGGAUUUGCGUAAACAGAUAGCUCCUUUGCUGAAAGGCUUCCAAGCAGAGAUCGACGCCUUGAGUAAAAGAAGUAAAGAAUCAGAGGCUGCUUUCCUCAGCGUGUACAAGAGAUUAAUCGAUGUCCCAGAUCCUGUCUCGGCUUUGGAGGCAACUCAGCAACUCCAGGUGACUGUUCGGAAGAUGCACGACUUGGAGACAGAAAACCAGAGGCUCAAAGAUACACUACAAGAGUACGAACGUGAAAUCGCAGAGGUUAAAAACCAAGAAGUCACUAUUAAAGCACUUAAAGAGAAGCUGGAGCAGUAUGAGCGUUCUCUGCAGGACAAGAACACAGAGGAAGCUCUCGAUGAAAACCAGGACCGAUCAGGAAGAGAAAGCAGAGAAAACCUUCCUAACAACUAUGCAGACCAGGAGAGCAGUCAGCCACAGCAGAGCCGGGACAGCAGGACAGAAGACUUGGACAUGAAAACGCAGUCCUUACAAACAGCACUUGAAGCAACUCAGGCAGAACUCCACGAACUGAAGACUAAAUACGAUGAAGAAUCCACAGCAAAGGCCAAUGAGAUUGAAGCGGUGAUGACAGAUUUGGAAAGAGCCAAUCAGAGGGCCGAGGCAGCAGAGAGGGAUGCUGUGAGUCUGAGGGAGCAGCUCACUUCAGCUGGCAAGACACUGCAACCAUCCAAUCAGAUCGAGAAAACAGCGGAAACGGAUAAGUCUCUGGAGGCGCUAUCUUCCACCAGUCUGGAGGCAGAGUUGGGUGCUAAAGAGAGAGAGGUGGAGCGUUUGGCAGAGGAUGUUCAAAGACUCCAGGCCAGUCUGGCCCAGCUCAGCGAGACCUCCACCAAUCAGAUCAGUCAGCUUGAGCAGCAGCUGAGCUCCAAAGAGGCCGUACUAAAGCAUCUCGAAGAAAAGCUUCAAGAGCAGUCAGACUACGAGGAGAUCAAACGAGAACUCGGCACCCUGAAAUCAAUCGAGCACAACUCCUCAGAUCAUCACUCUUCAGCACAGGACUCGUCUAAGCCUUUGGAGAUGUUGCUGACAGGGAAAGACCAUAGCCAGCUGUCAGAGAUCGCAUUGAAACGACUGGCCAACAGUGACUUCAGUGGUGCAUUGGGCCGGAAAAGUAAAGAAACUACAGUGGAGAACCCUCAGCGUCUUCCUGCCACUCCGGUCCCUACCACACUCCAGGGGUCUCCUCCUCCUCCCUCCCCUCAGCUUUUGAUGAGGACGGGCACCGCUACCUCCGAAUCUGCUGCCAGUGCCAACGGUACCCACCCCUUUUCCCCCACGGGCAUCGGGCCAGACUUCUUUACCCCCGGCAUGGCCAGCGUGGGCGCCACGUUCCCCCCACUGGCUGGCAAAAUGGCACUCAACUCUCUUCUCCAGAGGCAGCUCAUGCAAACCAUCUACACCAAAGCCCUCCAGGACCCUUCUCCAAGUUCUGUGCUGUUCGGGCCGCCCCAUUACGCUACAACCAACUCUCUCUCCAGCCCCCUACCCCCUCAGUCAGCGGGCAGCCCCGAGGUUAACGGCAUGGCGCCCUCCCCCAGCCAGUCGGAGGGCGCGGGCAGUACGUCGGAAGGCGAGGAAAUGGACACGGCUGAGAUCGCCCGACAGGUCAAGGAGCAGCUGAUCAAACACAACAUCGGUCAGCGUGUGUUCGGCCAUUACGUUCUGGGUCUGUCCCAAGGCUCCGUCAGUGAGAUUCUGGCCCGGCCCAAACCCUGGAGCAAGUUAACCAUCCGUGGCAAAGAGCCGUUUCACAAGAUGAAGCACUUCCUGUCUGAUGAGCAGAACAUCCUGGCGCUGAGGAGCAUCCAGGGCAGGCAGAGAGAGAACCCAGGCCAGAACCUGAACAGAGUAUUUCAGGAUGUUCCGAAGCGAAGAACCGGCUCGGAAGGCUCCACACGGCCAGGUAACAUCACUACGCGAAUCCGCACACCUGAGACCGGCUCUGAUGAAGCCAUCAAGUCCAUCUUGGAGCAGGCCAAGAGAGAGUUACAAGUGCAGAAAGCAGACGGCGUGGGGGAGAGGCAACGGCGAUCAGGUUACCACAGAGGGUCGGGCAGCUAUUUCCAAAUAUAUGCACACAGUCUAAGACUUGUUGAGAAUUCUCAGCCUCCGUCCUCCUCCAGCAACUCUGACGAGAACAUUCGCUCCAUCCUUGAGCAGGCUCGGAGGGAGAUGGAGGCCCAGCAGGUGGCUCUGGAGCCCGUAUUGAAGGCCAGCUCUAUGGCCCCGACAGAUCUCUCGCUGCUGGGCUCAAAGCUCCUGGGCUCCCCGCUCUCCGCUCUCCCCUACACCCCAAUUGCUCAGUCUCUGAAAAAGCCCUCCACCUCGCCUCUCCUGGACUUCCACAGUGGGGUGAAGAAGGAGAUGGGUGAGGUGGCCGUCUCAGAUAUGGGGCUGGACGGGGUGCCCAAGCUUGGAGGAGGUGUAGGUGGGGGUUCUUGGAGGGAACACUGGUGGAGCACGGGUCUUUCUGAGCGCCGCGGAACCGGGCAGACCUCUGUUAGCGAAGAUGUCCACAGCCAAGAGGAUAGCAAGGAGAAGCUCCCUCGGCUGGGCAGCACCGCGCCCGUGGCUCCUGCUUCCUCCUUGGAUUACUGGAAGGACUGGCCCAGCUCAGAGUCCCCGUACUCACAAAGUUCAGAGCUUAGUCUGCAGAUGCCCAGCGGCAGCGAGACCCCUCAGAGCAGCCCACUGCCUUCCUCCUCGCCUUUACUGUCCCUCCCCAAAGUCGCCAAACCCGUGGUGCCCCCGCUCACCCCCGAGCAGUACGAGUACUACAUGUACCAGGAAGUGGACACUGUCGAUCUCACACAGCAAGUCAAAGACAAACUAGCCAAGAAUGGCAUCUGCCAGCGGAUCUUUGGCGAGAAGGUGCUGGGCCUCUCUCAGGGGAGCGUGAGCGACAUGCUCUCUCGGCCGAAGCACUGGAGCAAGCUGACGCAGAAAGGAAGAGAGCCGUUUAUACGCAUGCAGUUAUGGCUGAAUGGCGAGCUGGGCCAGGCACUGAUGCCAAUGCCCGGACAGACACAAGAGAUUACUCCGAAGACCUCAGCCAGCUGCAGUCCUGCCCCAGAAUCCCCUCUGAGUUCAGCUGAGGAGUCGGUAAAAAGCCAGCAGGAGGAGCAGAUGUGCCAAGCGUCCAUCCAGGAGCCCAGUGAAACGUCCGAGUCUCAGCCUGGCACGCCUCUACCGUUACCUCUGCCGGGACACGGGGGUCUUAGCAUACAAGAGAUGGUGGCAAUGUCACCCGAGCUGGACACCUACGCCAUCACUAAGAAAGUAAAAGAAGUUCUCACAGAUAACAACCUUGGUGAAACUCACCAUGAAGAGGGCCAGCGUCUGUUUGGAGAGAGCAUUCUGGGUUUGACGCAGGGCUCUGUGUCUGAUCUGCUGGCCCGGCCCAAGCCCUGGCAUAAGCUCAGCCUGAAGGGGCGAGAGCCGUUUGUACGCAUGCAGCUGUGGCUGAGCGACCCGCGCAACGUGGAGAAACUCAUGGACAUGAAGCGGAUGGAAAAGAAAGCCUACAUGAAGAGGCGCCACAGCUCCAUUGGUGAGAGUCAUUCGCUGGACAGUGGUCUGUCAGGAAGUGACCUCAUUCAGUGCGCCAGCCCCCAACACCUCUCCCAGCAGCAGCAGCAGCAGCCCCAGCAGCCCCAUCUCAAGAAACCCCGUGUGGUUCUGGCUCCAGAAGAGAAGGAAGCUCUGAAGAGAGCCUACCAGCAGAAGCCUUACCCCUCCCCUAAAACCAUCGAGGAGUUGGCGAGCCAGCUCAACCUCAAAACCAGCACAGUCAUCAACUGGUUCCACAACUACAGGUCCCGUAUCCGGCGAGAGCUCUUUAUAGAAGAGAUCCAGGCAGCGGCUGGCGAAGGCGGGUCCCCCUCGGCGCGGGCCGGGAAGUCUGGGGGCGAGGGAGACAACAGCUGCGACGGCACUGAGUCCGACAGCACAGCGGAGGGCCGACCGAGUGGCUCAGAGGAGCGCAAGCGCCUCCUGGAGAGCCCCGGCCUCAGCCACAGAGACGAAGAGGGCGAGGGCGAGUUCGCCAGCGCUUCGGGCACCAGCAGACCACGGGGAGGUCUCAUAGACAGCCUGUUCGGCAUUCCCGAGUCCGUAUCUGUUCCCACUGCCGCCGCGACCCCCUGCCGAAACCCAAAGGACAGCAGUCUGCGCAAGAAGAAAGCAGCCAACCUCAACAACAUCAUCCACAGGCUGGAGAAAGCGGCGAACCGCGACGAGCCUCACGAAUGGGAGUUCUGAGCCACCGCCGUGUUGUCGUCGUUUUAUUCUCACUUUGUCCCUCACUGAGCUAACCUGGCCAAGCCUGGUGCACACACACCACCGGUUAACCCAAAGGUUUUCAAAUCGCUGUUUAGAAGUGGGCUAUCAGAGACAAGGAAACGAGUUUUUAGUCUGUUUAUUUUGUGAAGCACUUAACAGCCCUGCUGGCCACAGGGCUGUAUGACACCAUUGGGUUAUGGUGAAGACACAAAACUUAAAAGCACAGGAGAGGGAGCGUUCCCCACGAAAUAUUCUCAAGACUGGCGACAGUCACAAAAAAACAAACACACUAUGAUAUCACAGUGUCUCUAUUUCUAAUAGAGACGUUCUCACCAACAAGCUGAAUAACUGUUACAAUAAUUUAUCAGUUCUCAAGACUCUUGGGAGUUUCCUCUUUUGUAUCGUGUAAGCUUCGGCCGUCAGCAGAGACUAGUUCGAACCGGUUUCAAACCAAAAGUCAAGCAUUUAAAAGCAAGUGUUGGCUGAAGGAACACGGGUGCACCGUCCCACCUGCCUCUCCCUCCCUACCCCAGAGGAGGCCAUCCAAUGGCUAUGCAACUCUAGUACGCAAUGGAUUCCAGCGUAAUGGAACCCGCAUUAUUUUCACACUUCGGAAGCUUCUCCGACGCGAGAAGAAAAUCCUUUUUAUAGCAAUUAAGUUGCCACCGAGAGAUUGCACAGUCAGUUGACUCUAAACAGCACUCCUUUUGAUUUUACACGCCAACGGCCUAAAAGAGAGAAAGAAAAAAAAAUCACGCGAACGGAAAAUAAUCGUCGAAAAUAAGAAUCCAUGUAUCAUGCAAAAAUUCAUACUGUUGUUGUAAGGUCGACGCAAAUGGGAGAUGGGAGAAAUUUCGUAACUUGAUAGCUAAGUGUCAAUUUUUAUCGUUAUUUAGGUCUCUCGUAAGGGUAGCGCUCGUUUUUAUUUUUUUUUUCCAUAGCUUUAAUCGCCUCCGCGACUUGCGUUUUGAAGCUCGCAGAGGUCUUGUUUAAUAAUGAACGUCCUUUUAGGCCAAAACAAAGACAGAUAGUGAAGAAGAAAAAAAAGGAUUUGUACAGUACUUUGAGUAAAUAUUCCUGACAAGAUAUUUUUUAAAGAGAAUGAACAAGCCUGAUUUUUAUCCUCUUAUAAAAGAACCAUACAUCAGAGACCUCUAACCAAGUUGGGCGGUUGUUUGUGCCCAUAGAAUUACAAUUCUAAUCCAAUAUCUAUGGUGUUAUAAAUUCUAAUUCUAUGGUGUGGCCGUGGGCCACUGCACUGUAUGGGCUGGUCCUCAGCACCAGGGUACCGGACGCUGAGUAUGCGGGCUCUCGUGCAAACUCGAAACUUCAGGUUUUUCACCAGCUUCUCCAUUCGCUGUUCACACACGCAUCUGUCCUCCAAGACAACUGGAAAAACACCUCGCAAAAUGGACUUUUUCAUACUGUAUAUGACGGAGGACUCGGACACAUCUUCAUAAAAAAGAGGAAAAUGUGUAGAUUGUGAACGAAAAGCUCUUUUAACGUUAGGAACCUGAGGUGAAUCGCUACACGUGCGCAUCAGCGAGGACUCUGCACCUCUGUAGAAACGUUCUUUCUCUCCUGAAACACCUUUCAAAACCUGCUCACUUUUCACCUCCGGCCCUUGUGUCAUUGUAUGCAGUUGACUUUGUGAACGAAAGCACAGAACGGUGGUGCCACGCGCUCGUCUGUGUGCAAACCUUGAGUGUGAGAUUGUUUGUGUGUGUGUGUGUGAUUGUCGACAAGAGCGAUCUAUAUUUGUAUAUUACUACUACUACUCGCCACAGGCCUGUGGAAGCAAACACCUCCUCACGUCCCUAAGCUAUUUAGCAGUCCUGCAGCAUAUCACAUAGUACAUUUAAGUUCUUUUUAUUUACACGCAUAAACUAAUGGUAGAUAUUUUUUUUUGUUUGUUGGUGUGGUUUGCUUAUUUAUAGAUGCUGUCUUUUACAUAUUGAUGUCUUAUAUUGUUAUACGUGUUCUUUUUUUUUGUAAUGGAAGGGACUAUAAAAGGUCAGGUUACAUAUUUUUCGACUAAUAGACUGCCGGCAGUAUUGGAUUACAUUUAAAUGAUGUACUUUUGAUACAUGUCUAUUGAUUAAUUCUGAAGAUUAUCAUUUUUUUUCAUAUAUUUUACUCUGUUUAGUGAGCUGGAUGAACAGUUACUACGUUGACAAAGGAAGCAGAAUUAUAUGUAUUGCAUUAAUGAUUUUAAUUAGUACGCAUUUUAGAUGUUUUAACGAUUUUAAAAAAUGACAAUUCAAGAUGAAUUGCAUUUGGCUGUAUUCACUCUACAAAGGCAAAACGGUUGAUGCUCUUGAAUUAAGUUUUCAGGUAAUUAAUUAACCUGCGAACGAUCUGAGAUUACGUUUGUUAUCGCAAUCAAGCUUAGUUGCUACUUUGAGCCAGUGAACAACUGGUAGUUAACGUCACUGAAAAUAGCUGUUGCUUUGAGCUGCACCUUGAGGAAUUGGUCUUUUAGUUUGUUGGUUUUUUUAAAGUAGGAAUGAAAUUCAUUUGAUGUCGUUCGGUUGCGUAAAAAAUUACGCCGAUUAAUCUGGGAGAACAACGUCGGUUUAAAAACUACCUUUGGCCUUUUUUAUAUGUGCCAAUGAAUGAUUCAAAAUCAAAUUAGUCUCUUUAAGACCUAACGAAAGCACAGAGAGAUACUUCAUGAACCAAUGUUUUUAUCAGAAUAUACGAAUACGUCGAAGCCCGUGACUGUUUAUCACACUUUCUCUCCACAUCAAACAUUGGAGUGCCUUCACUGAAAACUGUUCGCUAACGUUACUAGAAUCGCGUCGUCUUCAUUCCAAAUAAGUGAUUGGAAAUAUCGUGUGUCAGAUACCACCUUUUAGCAAUUUUCGCCAGCAAGUUCAAUAAUAGGGUCUCAUCUAGUCUCAGGUCAUAAUAUUCUGUACUUUUAGGGGUGUCUGUGUUGUUUUAUCUGAGAGAAAACAGCUGUCCCAGGAUUCAGGCUUGGUUAUGGAAAAAAAAAACGUUUUUACAAUGGCAAUUUCAAUCGGUUAACUCCACAUUUAUUUGUCCCAAAAUGUCGUUUUAAUCAUUUCUAGGCAUUCAUUAGAUGUUUUAUUUUAUUUUGUUAUUGUGUUGUUGUAUUUUAACGGUAAGUUUCCCCCCGCGCUGGAGGAAGUUCACAGAUGGAUUUGGCAUGUGGAAACUCUUAAAUGAUUUGUAGAAUAUACUGUAGUGUGGACCAAAUUGUCAAAACAGACAAAUCAACUUGUAAAGACUCUUUUCCGAUCAUAAACAUGUGAUUUCAAUUGAAGAAAGAAAAAAAAAACACACGCAUUUAGGAGCACAUUCAGAUCUGGUCUGCAUUAAGGACUUUUAUUAUGUCUGCCACGUUCUCACUGACUGAACCGUAACCGUACUGUUGAUAUCAUGGCAUGAAACACUUAGAAUAACACUUAGAAGUUUCCAGACGACUCUCAAUGCAAGAUGUCCAGCACUUUUUCUCUGCUUUUUUGCUAAUAUUUUUCUAUGGAAAGUAUUGCAGAUGACUAAACACAUCAACAUACGACUGCACAGACAGCACGUUUAUAUGAUUUCUUUAAAUAAAAAAGACAAAAAAAGAAAAAAGAAAAGCAACAAAAAAAAAAAGAUCAUCAUUAUUGAUAUUACAUUGGUAGUCACAAGUAGCAUUAAUGUAGAUAUUCGUCCGUAGCAUAGUUCGCUAGUGGUGUCAUAAUUGUUACCUCGUUUAUUCCCUCACACUUGCAUCACUUCCUGAGACAGUAUGUUCUUUCUUCACCUGAGACAGUAUGGUCUGAACAGCCACAAUUUGUUUCAUUGUAUCCCAGAUGGAGAUUUUCUCUCUCUCUUUGUUUUUUUUAAAGUUGUGUAAUUGUGUUACAUGUGAGGCGAGCACGACGAUUAUACAUCUGUCUCAGCGAGAGCAACAAUUUAACCUAGUUAUCAUGACUCAUUUCGACCAACAAUCUAUGGAAAUGGGAUGUCUUGAUGAUCACGACAUCAGAUCUCUCUCUUUUUCUCUUUCUCUCGGUUGUUGCUCUGUAUGCUGUAAUAUGGGUAAUAUGAAGCCUUGUAAUGAAAUAUGACAGGCAGCUCCCAACACAAGCUGGUAUCCUAUAGAUUCUCCUUAGGUCUCUCAAAGCUCAGGUAGAACCUCGGUUUAGCACAGUCCUUUUGUCCAUUAGUUUGUUGGUGACACUUUCCCUCUUACACCUGCUAACGACAGUUGUAUGGUUUAUUUUUCUAUGUGUCAUGGUUUUGAACCACAAGAUGGAGCUGAAUCCUCCAUUUUACCUGAAUAAAACUCUUCCACUUUGUUCUCUUGA